GGACCAAUGAGGAGCUCGGGGGCGGAGGCGGAAGUGCCGCGCCGCUAUGGCGGCCGUGCCGGGGGCUGAGGUCGUGCACCUCAACGUGGGAGGCAAAAGGUUCAGCACCUCCCGCCAGACCCUCACCUGGAUCCCGGAUUCCUUCUUCUCCAGCCUCCUGAGCGGCCGCAUCUCCACCUUAAAGGAUGAGACCGGAGCGAUCUUCAUUGACCGGGACCCCUCCGUCUUCGCCCCCAUCCUCAACUUCCUGCGCACCAAGGAGCUGGAGGCGGGGGGGGUCAGCGCCGCGCUGCUGCUGCACGAGGCGCAGUUCUACGGCAUCACCCCCCUAGUUCGCCGCUUGCAGCUGCGGGAGGAGCUGGAGCGUUCCUCGUGUGGUUGUGUCCUGUUCACAGGGUACCUGCCCCCCCCAGCUCUCCCUGCCCGCCGCCGCAGCCGGCACAGCCUGGCAGGGCCUCAUCCUGCUCCGCGGCUCCCGGUGCCCGUGCGCCGCAGCCACACUCUGCCCCCGAGCCUGGGGCCCGCAGCGGACGAGCGGCCCCCCCCCGGUGGCUCCGGGAGCGAUGCCGGAGCCGUGCGCCUCGUGUGCGGGCACCACAACUGGAUCGCCGUGGCCUACGCGCACUUCCUGGUGUGCUACCGCCUGGUGGAGACCUCGGGCUGGCUCCAGGUCUUCUCCAGCCCGCGGCUGGAUUGGGCCAUCGAGCGCGCGGCGCUGAACGCCAAGGUCCUGGCCGGGGGGGGCCCCGGCGAGCGGGAGCAGAUGGUGGCGGCCGCCGGGGGGGGGGAGAUCAUCCUGUGGGCCCUGCGUGCCGAUGGCAACGGCAGCGAGAUCGGCGUCUUCGACCUUGGGGUGCCGGCCGAGGCGCUCUUCUUCGUGGGCAACCAGCUCAUCGCCACCAGCCCCGGUGGCACCAUCGGUGUCUGGAACGCGGUCACCAAGCACUGGCAGAUCCAGGACGUCGUCCCCAUCACCAGCUACGACGCCGCCGGCACCUUCCUCCUCCUGGGCUGCAGCAACGGCUCCAUCUAUUACGUGGACGUGCAGAAGUUCCCCCUGCGCAUGAAGGACAACGACCUCCUGGUGACAGAGCUGUACCGCGACCCCGGCGACGACGCCGUCACCGCCCUCAGCGUCUACCUCACCCCCAAGACCAGUGAGAGCGGGAACUGGAUCGAGAUCGCCUACGGCACCAGCUCCGGCGUGGUGCGGGUCAUCGUGCAGCACCCCGAGACGCUGGGCUCCGGGCCCCAGCUCUUCCAGACCUUCACCGUGCACCGCAGCCCCGUCACCAGGAUCAUGCUCUCCGAGAAGCACCUCGUGUCCGUCUGCGCCGACAACAACCACGUUCGGAGCUGGACGGUGACGCGCUUCCGCGGGAUGAUCUCCACGCAGCCCGGCUCCACGCCCUUGGCGUCCUUCAAGGUCCUGGCGCUGGACGAUGCCGCCGGCGCCGGCACCGACAUCGGGCCCUUCGGGGAGCGCGACGAGCAGCAGGUCUUCAUCCAGCGCGUGGUGCCGGACGCGUGCCAGGUCUUCAUCCGCCUCUCCUCCACCGGCAAGAAGAUCGGGGAGGUGCGCGCCGUGGACGCCGCCUCCAUCACCGCCUUCACGGUGCACGAGUGCGAGGGCUCGAGCCGCAUCGGCUCCCGCCCGCGCCGGCUCCUGGCCACCGGCCACGCCAACGGCAGCCUCCAGCUCUGGGACCUCACCACGGCCAUGGACAGGGCGGCCAAGCCCCCCGAUGCUGAGGGCUUGAGUGAGGAGGAGCUGCUGCGGCAGCUGGACCAGUGCGACCUGGCGCUGCCCGGGCCCCCCCGCGCACACGGCCCCCGGCCCAUCCCCACAGCGACGCCGUCUCCAUCGCCCCCCCCGACCCCCCCCAGCACCGCCGGCUCCUCCUCCCCCCCCCCCCAGCCCCACGCUUGGGGGGCAGAAGGAGCCCCUCGGGGGGGGGGUGGGGGGGCCAAAGCCAAAACCCCCCGGCCCCCUCCCCCUCCCCGCAGAGCCCCCCCCACCUCCUCCUCCACCCCCCCCGCCCCCCCCCGGGCUCUGCCCCCCCCUGGGCUGCCCCCCCCCGCUGCCCCCUCGGUGCCCCCCAAAGGGAGGCUCAAUGAGACGGCGUUUUGA
Messenger RNA from Pezoporus flaviventris, 2131 nucleotides. RefSeq names its product SH3KBP1-binding protein 1-like. The record is from RefSeq and is a predicted model, not a curated record. Gene Ontology annotation, molecular function: protein binding. NCBI's taxonomy places the organism in Eukaryota, Metazoa, Chordata, Aves, Psittaciformes, Psittacidae. Gene Ontology annotation, biological process: protein homooligomerization.